CUUUACCAGUGAUUUUAGUUUAGUGUUGCAAAGUGUCGGUGUCGGUUGUUUCGUGUACGCGUCCCGUAGUGUGAAUUGAAUAUUGUGCGAGACAAGAGUGCGGAAACGGAUACCAAGCAAUAACAACAAACCAAUACAAAAGAACAAGCGCAGAAGAAGUGUUGUUUUUUUUUUACAAAAUAAUUCGCAGAUACAUAUUUAUAUACAAAAAUAGUUACGUUGCAAAAUAUGUGUACAAAAUGAAAAGACGCGUGUGAGUGAUGUUGCCAAGAGUUAAGCAAUAAAAUAAACUAGAGCAGAGAGCAUAAGAAAUAAUAAUAAUAAACUGAUAUUGGCUAAAAGGUCAGUCAACCGAUUUUGGCAAGUUUAUGAAAAGGUUAGAAGAAGGCAGCGAUAGUGGCAUAAAAGCAGCAACAAAUAUUUCAAAAAAAGUGAAACCUUGUUCAUAAUUUCUAGCUCAUCCUGGAGGUUUAUACGUCGAUACAUGUAUUAAUAAAUGGAUGUAUGAACAAUAAGCUCCCAACUAUUCAUUACAGACGCAGAAUAACGCAAUUGUGAGCAGAGUAUAGCAAUUGGACUGUAGACGGCAAGAAUGUAAAUAAAAGUAGUCAACAAAACCUGCUGCUUCGCAUUUCGCAUUUUAAUUUUUUUCGCCACUCGACUUCUACGUUUUUCGAUGAAUGCAACAUUUCAACAAAGGCGACAACAACUACGAGUAUGACAGCCAAUCGACCAGCAACGCAAACCGAGGAAAGGUUGGUGGAACAGCAGCAGCAGCAGCAACAACUGUCACAUCAACAAUACACAAACACAACAAAUCCAACAAACACGCCAAAUGCCAAUAUGCCGUCGUCGGCGAACACUUCAGCUUGUAACGCCAGCGCCGGCUACGAUGAAGUGGAGCAUUGCGCCAGCCGCUACGGUGGUACGACAGCAAACACCGGUGCUGAGGGCAACUGCACGCAUGUUGGCGUCGGCGUUGGCGAGGGUGUGUGUCGUAAUCACAGCACUGCGAGCUCAACAACGCAUCGUCGCGGUCACAGACGCCAGGAGUCCAUGUACCAGAUGACGGGCCUCUACUCGGAGACGAAUACGAGCGGUGAUGAUAGCAGCGUUGACGCUGCCACACAAGACUCUCAGGUCAAUUUGGGCGAACUGGUCAGUUGCAGCGCCGCUACGGCGCCUAACAUUAAUAAUAUGUGCGCCAACGUAGCGUCACGUGCCACCUGCAACUGCCACAACCAGCAUUAUCAUCACCCAGCAACGCAUCAUCAGCACAAUCAUCUGCAUCACCCACAUCAUGGCCAUAACAAUUGCCAACAACCAGCGGUGUGCAGCGGUUGUUGCAAUGAGAUUCUGGCGAAAAGUCACAGCCGUCAGCCAUCGGCGAGUAUUGCUGUGGGAGCAGGCAAUGUUGGUGGCGCCGUUACUAAUAAUAAUGCGACGACGACGCCGGCUGCUAUGCUCUACGAAUCGGAGUAUGAUGAUGAUGACGAAUUGCAGUCACGUGAUUGUGGUAUUCUCAAUUAUCGGCCCGGUCGUAUACAGAAAUUUGCACGCAUCAAAGUAUUCGUGCUGCUACUGUCGAUUCUAGUCACAUUGCAGCAGGCACUGAGUUCCGGUUAUAUAAAUUCCGUUAUAACGACGAUUGAGAAACGCUUCGAAAUACCUUCGAGUUAUUCGGGUCUGAUAGCGUCCAGUUAUGAGAUUGGCAAUGUGAUAACGGUCAUAUUUGUGAGCUAUUUGGGUAGCCGACGUCACAUACCCGUUUGGAUUGGUAUAGGCGCCGCCAUUAUGGGCAUUGGCUCACUGGUUUUCAUGGUGCCACACUUUACCGGCGAACCGAAUCCCGGCGUCACCAUUAUGAAUGAUUCAAGUGAUAACAUAUGUCGUAGUGCACUGGUACGUGAUCAAGAUAUGGACUUAGGCAGACUAUCGAGUGGUCUCUCCAAUCCACCAUUGGCGCCGCAUACCUUACGCGAAGAUAAUUGCCUCGAAGGCAAAUUGUCAACAUUCGGACCGGUUUUACUUUUUGUGAUUGCACAGUUACUGCUCGGUUGCGGUGGUAGUCCGCUCUUCACGCUCGGCACCACCUAUGUGGAUGAUCAUGUCAAGACGGAGAGCUCGUCAAUGUACAUAGGUUGUAUGUAUAGUAUGGCGGCAUUUGGACCGGUGCUGGGAUUUCUGCUCGGCGCCUACCUGUUGUCCUUUCACAUGGACUCACUUUCGUCCACAAUUAUAUCGAUAAAUCCGGGUGAUCGUCGCUGGGUUGGCAUGUGGUGGGGUGGUUUCCUGCUUUGCGGCGUUUUGCUGCUUAUCGUGGCUGUGCCGUUCUUCUCCUUUCCAAAGGUACUCACCACCGAGAAGAAAAAGAUACGGAAGAGCUCCGUUAUACAACCAGCUGUGCCUAACAAUUCCAAUAGUCUUCCACGCGGCACCGAUCCAGCCGGUAAAGUGAAAAAGGAAAUAGUGGCGGUAAGUGCGAAAGAAGACGAUGAACCGCGCGUGGACACCGGUUAUGGCAAGGACAUUAAAGAUAUACCACAAUCGAUGUUACGUCUCGUGACAAACCCCGUGUAUAUUGUCACUUGUUUGGGCGCCUGUAUGGAACUGUGGAUAGUGUCUGGCUUUGUGGUGUUCCUACCAAAAUAUUUGGAGACUCAAUUCAGUGUGGGCAAAAGUCAAGCGAGCGUCUUUACUGGUUCGAUAGCUGUGCCGGGCGCUUGUAUUGGUAUCUUCAUCGGCGGCUGCAUAUUGAAACGUUUUCAGCUGAAACCAAAAGGCGCCGUACAGUUUGUUAUCAUCUCGAACGCAAUAUGCCUUGCGCUCUAUGCGAUGCUGUUUUUCCUCGGUUGCGAUAAUCUGAAAAUGGCUGGCACCACAAUACCAUACUAUCGCAGCGCCAAGCAUGGCGUCAUCGAACCAUUCCAAGUCAAUCUAACGGCUGCCUGUAAUUUCGGCUGUGAAUGCCUGACCACAGAUGUGGAGCCGGUGUGCGGCAAUAAUGGUUUGACAUACUUCAGUCCCUGUCAUGCAGGCUGCACCGCAUUCUCAUCCACAUCAAACUACACCAAUUGUGCUUGUGUUCACUCAAAUAUAUCGAGCAGCAUUUAUAUGGGUGCUGGCGGCAGUCAAGCUCAAGCGUUAAACGCCAACGAAGAUUUCGCCGAAGUUACUGUGGUUCCUGUUGCCACUGCCGGUCCAUGUGCCACACCCUGUCGCACCAUCUAUCCCUUCCUCAUAUUGCUCUUCUUCAUGACAUUUAUUGUGGCUUCGACGCAAAUGCCAUUGCUGAUGAUUGUCUUGCGUUCAGUGUCGGAGGAGGAGCGUUCGUUUGCGCUCGGCAUGCAAUUCGUUAUAUUCCGUUUGUUCGGCUACAUACCGGCGCCCAUACUUUUUGGUAACUUAAUCGAUUCGACGUGUUUGCUGUGGAAAUCGACAUGUGGCGAAAAGGGUGGCCGCUGUUUGAUCUAUGACAUUGAGAAAUUUAGAUACAAAUAUGUGGGGCUCUGCGCCACUGUGAAAAUCGUGGCGCUCGCCAUAUUUAUUGCUGACUGGUGGUUGGUAAGAAGGAGAAAGCAAUUAGAGAAAUUGAAGCCUAUUAACGCAAACGAUCCGAUCAUCGGUUCCAUUAUAAGUUUGGAUAAACUCUUUGAGGAAAAACUGACGACUAACGACACGAAUCCACAAUACGGCAGUAAUGGUGAGAUAAUACUGACUUCGGACGCAUUGCGACAUUCGAGAAAUGAUUCACGCACCAUACAGUUAGAAUAUGGCUAUGACAAGUGUAAUAAUGCUAUCAACUCGUCGGGUCUGUCGACGCCGCAAACGAAAUCGAAGAAACAUUUCCGUAGCGCAUCGUGUGACGUCAAGAUGAUACGUAGCUUCUCGAAAGACCAAAAUAUAGCGCCUGGCACGACUUCAACGGACGGCGGCAUGCAUGAGCCAAUUAAAAUCAAGAGCUUAAAACGGUUUCAAACACAUUCCCGCAACAAUUCUAGUGAUUUAAACAGCGAUUUCCGACACAAACUCACACAUUCACGCACAAAUUCACGCGAUGACGCCGGUGCGCUCAAUAUACGUUAUAUACAAAAUCAGCUCAAACCGCAAGAGGAUGAGGAGGACGACGAUGAGUUGACAACCGGCUGUGGACAUUUCGUGAAAAAGCAUGCGCGCAAUCAUUCCUACGAUCAGAUUUAUAUGCCCAAUAAUAUACGUUUCGAUGCCGACUUCUUUCGCAAUCAUCACAAUAACAAGAACAAGAAUGUGAAUGUGCUGAAGAACGUAAUGAAUAGAGAGGAGAAUCGUGUGAAGAACUCAAAUGAAACAGAGGCGGCGGCAGCAGCAGCGUUGGCAGCAACGGCGGUCAGUUCACGCGGACACUCACGCAAUAAUUCUAAGGACUUGAAUACACGCACAGCGGCCACAACAGCAAGCAAUAAUUCCAAUGCAACAACACCAGCGUGUAUUGGUGGCGCGGCUGUGGGUGGCGGAGCCGGCGCCGUUGUUGUGGGCGCGGCACACAAUGUCGCCGAGGCGGCCUUAAAUAUACUACGCCAUCGGCGCACCAAUUCCAAAGACUUAAAUUACACGCUCUGCACCGGCAGCGAACGCAAUGACCUGGGCAGCAGCACGGCCUGCAGCAGCAAUGCGUCCACGCCAGCACAUGGCAGCGGUGGCGGCGCGGCAGCCGUUUUGCACUUGAAACAUGCACAUGCGCGCAAGGCCUCCCAUCACAAAAUACAAAUCGACGAUGAGCGCAACGAGUUGAUCAGUUCGGCGCGCGACGAUGAGGACGACUCUAAUGCGGAGGAAGCGCAAAAUGCCACAUCCACUGCUACAGGCGCGGCAAACCGCAAGGAUAUCGAAUCAUUGCGUUAAGCUGAUGGAGAGCACUGAGCAAGCCUACAAUAUUAGCAGUAACGCAGUACAGUGCGUAGUUCUUCGGACACAUGGCACUAAAACGCAUUUUUUUAGCCAAGCAAUUUGCGCAAGUUAAUGCUAAUGUAUGGAUGAACGCGCAAACUAAUAUCAAACUGCACUUAUCGUUUAACUUUGCGAAGUCACGCGCAAAAUGCAUGCGCGCUCGCGUCUCGGUUAAGUCAUUCCAUAAAAGCUCCGGAUUAUUUCAUAAUUUCUGUUGUCCUAAAAUGUAAUGUCUACAAAAGCGUACUUAAAUUAUUUCAUUUAACGUGCAACACUGGACGCCUACAAGUACAUAUACAUACAUACUCGUGUAUACAAUAUUCAAUUAUGCAAUGUAUUUUAGGUAUCGCCAAGCGAUUUUUAUAGAAAUUCAAUACAUUUUUAUUUACUUGUAUAAAACUGUAGAAGCAAAAUGUUGGUAAAUCCUAUUUUGAAGGGCAAAAAUAAUAAUAAUUUCGUACGCAACAACUUAUUUGUAUUUGUAUAUACUAUAUAUGUAGAAUAAAAUAGUGCAUAGAAAAAAUGUUAAUGUAAAAUUAAAGCAAAAAAAAAAAAAGAAAUAAAAUUUAUUAUUUCUAACUACAUAAAUAUUUAUAUGUAUUUAUAAAAAUAAACAAUUUCGUUAAUUUGAGUUUGCCGGCUGCCUUUAGAGAAUAGAAAAAAAUUGAAUUUCUUAUUAAAACUCAUGACUUAUGCAUGUGUUCGUAUAAAUAAUUAGUUAAUAUUAAUUAUGAUGCGCGUUAAAUAAUGUAAUAAAUAAAUUAAACCGUAGAUUUGUAAACAAAAUUCAUUUCUAACCUUAAAAUGUGUUUUUGAAAACAUUUUGUAAUUGAACAUCUAACAAAAAGCGGAUUUUAACUACGGUUAUUACGUUUUCUUCGACUCUCACUGUGCACCAUUAUGUUUAGAACGAUUAAUAAAAGUUAGGUUUCAAUUCUUUAUAUGUGACCUGGUCUACGAAAAGGGAGCUAACGUGCGAAAACUAGUUUUCUGGGAAACAGCUGUUAAAAAUAAACAACUCGUUUCGUCAGUUUCUCGUGAAAAUUGAUUUUUUGACACCUAAGCCCCCUUUCCGUAGACCAGGUCACAUAUAUUUAAAAAAUAUAAAUAUAAAAAAGCGUGUAUCAUAAAAUAUGCCGCCACUUUAGACCGCAUGGCAGUAUUAGUGUUCUAAUUGAUUUUGAAUAUUCGAAAAUGUGUUGAAGUGACUUGGUACAUCCAUACAUAUAUGUAUGUAAAUACGUAUACAUAGUAUGUACAGACCUAAGUUUAUUUAUAAGCGAAAAUAUAAAAAAUAUAUAUACAGACUAUGUAUGUGUAUAUAGAAAUAAAAUGUUUCAAUUUGCUGAAUAAAAUGAAUUUAAUUAAUAUUAUGAUGAAGAAAA
Messenger RNA from Bactrocera neohumeralis, 6311 nucleotides. RefSeq lists its product as uncharacterized. Gene Ontology annotation, biological process: sodium-independent organic anion transport; transmembrane transport. The transcript has 12 exons. Gene Ontology annotation, molecular function: protein binding. NCBI's taxonomy places the organism in Eukaryota, Metazoa, Arthropoda, Insecta, Diptera, Tephritidae. Bases 718 to 4881 code for a protein of 1387 amino acids. The record is from RefSeq and is a predicted model, not a curated record. Gene Ontology annotation, cellular component: membrane.